GCCACAUUGUGAUUGAUACGAAGAUUCGUGAAUCAUUCGCUUGUGAUGCCGUGUGGCGAGAUGGUGUGAUCCCCUAGUCAGAGAAAUCAUAGAGCCCUACCCAAUGCACAGCAACAUGCGAAUAGUCGCGUUUCUUCUGUGUGCGGUGCUGUUUGAAGCCAUAUGUCCUGCAGUUUCGGAGAUAAGCGAUAGUGAUACAUAUGUGAAACUACCGAAUCUGUUUGAGUAUGAUGACUUUGACGAGUGUAGAAAGGGCAACCCCAAGUUUCAGUAUUGUGUUGUGCAAGCAGUUAUUCAUCCAACCUCAGACUCCCAAAUAUGGCGAAACAUCAGCAUACUAUCGGCUGAUCAUCGUAACUUCCCACACGAUCACCUGGAGCGAGGCAUAUGCAUCCGAAAAUGCUUGAAUCGUAUCGCAGCCAUACAGCCGAUGGAUGUUUGUUCGAUUGAAUCAAGACUGAUGGGCAAACAAGAUUUAAUUGAAUAUCUUGAUCAAUGUUUGAAUAUUGAACUGGGAGUGUCGUAUGACUUGCAGGCAUCUUCCAAGGCUGUACAUUGCUUAUCUGAGGAUGAUCUUCGAGUAUCCCUGAGUGCGGCUGAGUUGAUUUUCAUUGGACUGGUUGUGUCACUAAUACUGCUAGUGUCCAUUGCAACCAUGCUAGAUUUCAAAGGAACUAGAACUCAAUAUGAUGCCCUUAUUCUACAUUUCUCAAUACCUCGCAACGUUCGAAAACUUUUGGACUGCAAAAGUGUUGACGGAAAUUUGUCUCAUUUAGAAGGAUUUCGUGUAAUUUACACGAUAAUCAUCUUUCUCAUCCACUCAUCGCUACCGAUGAUGCGCAUGCCACUGAAAAACGUCGAAGAUUUGGAAAAGCAAACAAACAGCUUCAUCUUUCCUGUCGUGAAUUCGUUGAAUACCCACAUGAUCACGUUUUUCUUCACUUUGGGUGGCAUGGUAUUAUCGAUCGGCUUCCUGAACCACAUCGACAAAGCAAAAGAAUUCAGUCUUCGUUAUCAAUGGGAAAAACUGCUCAAUCGAUUGGCACGUCUGUUACCGGCUUACGCAUUUGUUAUCUUCUAUCAAUCGACGUUGUUCAAACGAACGCAACAGACGCCAGUAGGGUUCAAAUUUUUGGACUAUUGCAGUGAUCAUUGGUGGUCGAAUCUGCUGAUGAUCAACAACUUUGUGCAUUUGGACGAACCGUGUUUACAAUACGGAUGGUAUCUAGGGGCCGAUUUUCAACUGUUUCUCAUUGGAAUGGGUAUCAUGACUUUGAUCUGGAGGUUUCCUGUUCUUAAAAAGAUAUGCAUUGGCGCAAUGUUGAGCAUUGCCUUAGUGGUUCCUGGAAUGGUAAUUUUCUUGAACAAACUAGACGCAACUAUGUCGUUUGACAUGAGACAUGCUCUCAAUCAACUGCGUGAAUAUAAAGAGUUUUUGCAAUACUACACCCCAUUUUACACCAACGCUGGAACGUACUUUUUCGGCAUGAUCGCAGGCAUGGUAUAUCACCACAUAGCUAAGAACAACUUGAAAUCUGUGGCGAUUUUCUACAUUAAAAUGGUUUUUCGAUGCAUAUUGAUUUUAUUUAUCAUUUGGAAUGGAUUCUUAGCAUUUCUACCAUCAAUCAAAGUCAAAAAGCCAUCGAUGUUUCUAUCGAUUUACGGAUCCGCACUGAAAGCGUUGUGGGGGAUCUUCCAUGCCACCCUAUUUCUGUUGUAUGCGUUCAAAAGUGAAUCCAUUUUGGUUGCAUUUCUGGAACAUCCGGUUCUAAGAGUACUGGCGAAGCUUAGUUACACUAUUUACAUUGUGCAAUACUCUAUCAUCCACAUGGUCUACAGCAAUCUGAACGUUCCUAUCCGGUAUGGCGUUUUCAAUACGAUUAUAGUCACAUCCGCAAACUAUCUCCUGACGUUCUGUAGUGCCAUAUUUUUGUACUUGGUAAUUGAAGUUCCAUUCGCUUCUAUUCUAAAACAGGUGAUUCAAGGUAAAUUAAGAAUAAUCAUUUUAGGCAAAAAAGAUCAGAAGAUUUCAUAAUAUCAUUGAUUGUGAAAAACGCAACAGCAAUUUAGAUUCCAGUUGAUAUGAUCAAACAUUUGUCUUUUGUAGAAGAAAAUUUGUCAAAUCACCUUUUUUCAUUUUGCGCCCUACUUAUUCAUUCAAUUGAACAUAGAACUAAUUGAUGGAAGAAUGACAUUUUCUGAAUUUAAUUUUUAAAACAUGCCAAAGAUUCCGGGAUAAUAUCGUCAUCAUACAGGGUGUCUGCAAAUUAUCCGUACAAAUUUUGAUAGCAAGCAAAAACAAAGCAAAGCAAAAACAGACAAUAAUGGACAGAAUCGGUAGCUAUAUGGGCAUAACAACGCAGCAGGCUGUAACAGAUGUAUAUUCUGAGAACACUGAGCAUCAUUUCAUGUAUAAAAAAAAAUCUUUGUGAAUGCUUUUUUUCCGGUUUUCCGAACAAAAAGGAAUUGCUUUCCUACUCACCUGAUUUGGAUUGAAUUUAUCAUUUGGUAUGGUCUAUCUUGAAAUCAACAGCCAUCAAAACACCGAACAUAUUAUGGAGACAUUUGAAAUCAUGUCACAAUCGUCCUAUUAUAAUAACAUGCAAUGCAUGCUGGUUCUUUAAUUUAUUCCAAAAAAUAUUUAAAAACCUGUCUUGUUGUACGGAUAAUUUGCAGACACCCUGUAUGUAGCUAUAUUUGUAAGAUAGUAAUAAACAAUAUGUUCUAGAAAAUCAA
Molecule: messenger RNA, 2736 nt
Organism: Armigeres subalbatus
Lineage: Eukaryota; Metazoa; Arthropoda; Insecta; Diptera; Culicidae
Product: regulator of hypoxia-inducible factor 1-like
Exons: 9
Coding region: 104-2035 (643 amino acids)
Molecular function (GO): acyltransferase activity, transferring groups other than amino-acyl groups
Source: RefSeq, a predicted model, not a curated record